Molecule: messenger RNA, 732 nt
Organism: Fusarium oxysporum Fo47
Lineage: Eukaryota; Fungi; Ascomycota; Sordariomycetes; Hypocreales; Nectriaceae
Exons: 3
Coding region: 1-732 (243 amino acids)
Source: RefSeq, a predicted model, not a curated record
AUGUUGACCAAGACUCUCUUGUGGGCUGCAGCUGCUACUGCUAUGCCACUCGUUGAAAUGUCCCCACGGGAACUUCAUGAACUAGAAGUUCAUCAGCCAAUCUCGAUCAGGAAGAAUCCACCCCUCGAAGCCCGAGCCAACAGAAUCAUCCCCGUCGUCGUUGGCGGUGCUCAAGAUACCUUCGUUCCUAACAUGAUUCGAGCAGCAGCGGGAGACGUGAUCCAGUUCCAGUUUAGUUCUGGAAACCAUACCGUCACUCAAAGCUCCGAAGACUCUCCAUGCCAGCCACUUCAGGCUACACAGUCUGGCGUCAUUCACAGUGGUCAUAUUCCUUUCCAGGCUGGACAGACAACCGUUGGAACAUUCAAUGUUCCUCUCAACAACACGGAGCCCAUAUAUCUGUACUGUGCUACCGGACCACAUUGUCAGAUCGGUCAGGUGAUGGCCAUCAACCCCCCCUCAGAAGAAAACUUGGUUCAGUUCUCCAAGAAGGCAGCCGGUGCCCUGGCCAACGUCGAUGCUGGAGCAGCUACAGGCGGAACAGUUGGAGAGAUUCCUUUGGCUGAGGCAGCGUUUACUCCGGCUGAGGAAGAAGCUCCUCCUGCACCCCCUGCUGAGAGUCCCCCUGCUGCAAGCUCUCCUGCACCCUCUGCCCCUGCUCCUCCAGCUGAGACGCCUUCCAGCACUCCUGGGGCAGCGGCUAUGGAAGCACACCACCGCCUUGGAUAUUAA